Messenger RNA from Salarias fasciatus (jewelled blenny), 3510 nucleotides. RefSeq names its product E2F transcription factor 4 (gene e2f4). The coding region runs from base 270 to 1484 and encodes 404 amino acids. The record is from RefSeq and is a predicted model, not a curated record. Lineage: Eukaryota; Metazoa; Chordata; Actinopteri; Blenniiformes; Blenniidae. Gene Ontology annotation, molecular function: protein dimerization activity; DNA-binding transcription factor activity, RNA polymerase II-specific; RNA polymerase II cis-regulatory region sequence-specific DNA binding. Gene Ontology annotation, biological process: regulation of transcription by RNA polymerase II. Gene Ontology annotation, cellular component: RNA polymerase II transcription regulator complex. The transcript has 11 exons.
GCGCCUGAACCGUCCCGUCAUACCUCGCGUGGCCAACGGCUCACCGCCGACUGCUCGCUCAUUGAAUUGCCCCACUCUGCCUCUUUAGCUCGAUCUACUCAAGUAAUUCGGAGGAAAAACCUGCCCGUAUUGUCUCAUCUCCGCCCCCGCCAGGCUACCCCGGGCUCCCGUUUAUCUGACUGCGGUGGUGGGGCGUGCUUUCCCGGGGGCUCGCUGGCUGGAUUUCGGUCGUGGAGGCAGGGGUGGAAGUACGGCGCUGGUCCCGAGCGAUGAUGGAGCUGGAGUCGGCCAGUAGUAGGAGCGAGCUGGGAGCCGUGGGGGACUCGCUACAGCCGCAGACCCCGAGCAGGCACGAGAAGAGUCUGGGACUGCUCACCACCAAGUUUGUGACUUUGCUGCAGGAGGCGAAGGACGGAGUGCUGGAUCUGAAAGCUGCUGCAGAUACCUUGGCAGUGCGGCAGAAACGACGGAUCUACGACAUAACUAAUGUUCUGGAGGGAAUCGGACUGAUAGAGAAGAAAUCCAAGAACAGCAUCCAGUGGAAGGGUGUCGGUCCAGGCUGCAACACCAGGGAGAUCGCCGAUAAGCUGAUCGACCUGAAGGCCGAGCUGGACGACUUGGCCGUGCGGGAGCACGAGCUGGACCAGCAGAGAGUGUGGGUCCAGCAGAGCAUCAAGAAUGUUGCAGAUGACUCCAACAACAGCCCUAUGGCAUAUGUGAAGCAUGAAGACCUCUGCGGGGCGUUCAAAGGUGACACACUGCUCGCUAUCCGCGCUCCCAUCGGCACACAGCUGGAGGUUCCCAUUCCGGAAGCUGUCCUCAACGGGCAGCGGAAAUAUCAGAUCCGCCUGAAGAGUACAUCUGGCCCCAUUGAGGUUCUCCUGGUCAAUAAGGACUCCUCCAGCGCCUCUCCUGUUGUGUUGCCCGUCCCGCCUCCGGAUGACGUCCUUCAGAACCUCCCAGUGCCAACACCUACCUCCCAGAUUCCCGCCGCUGCCUCACAGGUCUCCAAAGCAGCAGCUCCAGCUGCUGCCGCACAGCCAGCUCCUGCCAUCCCAUCAGCCCCUACAGGUGAGGAGGGACGAGUCCCGGUGGAACCCGUGGUCCUGACAUUCAAAGAAGUGACGAGCACAGCGCCGCUCACCCCGACGACGGAUACGCCGGCCGCGCCGGCCGCUGUUACUCAGCAGCUGCAGUCCUCGGCGUCUCUGGACGGGUCGGCGGCGUCCUCUGCUUCUGCAGCGUUUGAACCCAUCAAAUCAGAUCCGUCUGACUUGCUGGACUUUACCAAAGAGCUCUCUGAGAUGUUUGAUCCAACGAAAGAGAUCAUGAGUGGAGACCUGCUGGAGGACCUGAUGUCUUCAGAAGUGUUCUCGCCUCUCCUCCGCCUGUCGCCGCCGCCCAGCGACCACGACUACAUUUACAACCUGGAUGAAACAGAAGGCCUGUGUGACCUCUUCGACGUGCCCAUUCUCAACCUCUGACUCAAGACUGCUUCACCACGAGAAACAGUCUUCCAAAACAAAUAGGUUCAUCUAUCUUGAUUCCCUUUCAAGUGUCUCCUCCUCGUCCUCCUCCUCGUCCUCCUCCUCGUCCUCCUCCUCGUCCUCCUCCUCGUCCUCCUCCUCGUCCUCCUCCUCGUCGUCCUCCUCGUCCCGGGAAGCCGUCAUGAUCUGAUGAGUUGCACUGACGCACCGAGUUCAGGCCGAGCUCAGACAGUCGCUGGACGUGCAGCUUCACCAUGAAACGCAGGCCGGAACAAAACUUUUUACUCUCCCAGGAAAAAGAGUUUGAUUUAUAUUUUUGGAUUCUUGUGGACUAUAACGUUUGUUGAUCAGCUUUUUUCCGUGCGUUUGCGACUGAAUGUGUGACAGGGAGUGUGCUACUUUUUUUUUUUUUUUUUUUUUUUUGUAUGGAACGAUCUCUCAUCUUGGGUCCGACGACUCCAGGAAAUGAGAAAUUAAAGCUGUUUUUCUCAUCAGGUCAGGAGUCGCAGCAGACUUGCAGUUUUCCCCGCCACUUCCCCGAGUCCACACGCAGCUGGUUACACACGCACUGUCCUCAUGUACAUAAAGAAGAUAUAUUUUGUACGACCGGCACACAGGAAGUUUGUGUACGAUUCAAAGACUUUGUCCCGAUCCAGACGACAUACCAGAUUCUCUGUGUGUUUUUUAGUUUCUGAUUUUUAUCGACAAUGUUUCUGGUUCAGUAAGCUCACAUCGACGUAGAGAAGCGGCACCGAGCUCCAGCCUGGUCUUUCUUGGCAAACGAUUGCUUUGUACUCCAGAGAGGAGUGUUUGCAAGGUCAAAUAUAGGCUUAAAGGUAUCCAUGUGUACAUUUUUAAAAAGUGCUUUUUGUACAUAUUUUAAGUGUAACAACAACCAUAUUUAUAAUGAAAAGACCCAGCCUGCCAUGUCUGAUUGGAAUCUACCAAGUCCGCCUGGUUCACUUAACCUGGUUUCUCUCUUUUAGGUGAAUUUGAAUGUGGAUGUUUUGAGUGUUUGAACUCGCAGAGAAAUGAUCUUGUGGUCGACUAUUGAAGCCAAUAAACUCUUUGAUGUAAAAUGGACCAAAAACGCUGGACUUAAGGGAUGUGGGGGGUAAUCUUUUUAAAUCAAUGAAAUGAACUGUUUGUUCAUAUAUAAUGUAUUGUUCUGACACGAUAUUGGCACUCCAAAGCUGAGAGGGUUUGUUAAUCCCCGACGAUUUGGCUCCGUCAGUUUUCAUUGCUGCACCUCGAGAUCUUCCAGGUUUUUGCUUGUUCAGGCUCCGCUGGAGCUUUGUGCAUCCAAAUGAAAGCUUUUAUAUUUACCCACUUUCCCAAAAUGAGCUGUUAUAAUUAUUACUUCUAUAUUGUGUUUAUUGAUCACGUUGUACCAGGUUUUUUUUCUAUAUAAAUGGACAUGUAUGUGUUUUUACUGACUAGUUACCGCAUCAGGAAACCCGCUCUUGUUUUACUCUUUUCUGUAUAUGUGGCACAGUUCAGUGUAUUUUUUUUUAUUUUUUUUUUAAUCCUUUUUUGUUAGUGGAAAUCCUGCUAUCACUCCCAAGUCGGACUCCUCAGCUCCGUGCUUAAUCUCUUUUGUGUGGGGGUCAUGUGAGAAGCAGUUCAGGACACCUUAUUACGAAUCGCACCAGUAAAUUUCUGUCUCAGACACUCACCGUGUCACAUUUUCCCUGGUUGACGUCUGCAUAUGUACAGUGUAUAUCCCUCUCCACUGCUUGUAUAGAAUAGCAUCUAUUUUUUUACACUGGCUAGAUAUAUUAUUAAAGGAUUGUUGCUACUAAUUUGGGAUUAUGGGGGGAAUUUACCAGGAAAACCGUCUCAUUGUUGCACUUUUUUUUUUUUUUUGGUCUUCUGUUUUUCUCCCAUCAGUGUGGACGAACUGGUUGCUACUCACCAUUUCCUUGUCUCCAUUUCCCAGUAGCUGUGUUUCAGAGGCGAUUUGGGGAGCGGGUUCCAACAGAUUCGCGUUGAACAAAUGAGGCUGCAACAAAUGGAGGAAAAU